Molecule: messenger RNA, 2378 nt
Organism: Helianthus annuus (common sunflower)
Lineage: Eukaryota; Viridiplantae; Streptophyta; Magnoliopsida; Asterales; Asteraceae
Product: probable galacturonosyltransferase 4
Exons: 9
Coding region: 185-2071 (628 amino acids)
Molecular function (GO): polygalacturonate 4-alpha-galacturonosyltransferase activity
Source: RefSeq, a predicted model, not a curated record
CUGUACCAUCCAUCCAUCCAAACGUAAUCGCCGACAAUUACGCCUCAUCUCCAACGUCCCAAUUUCUCUCUCUUUCAUCUGCAAAUCUCCAACUCCAACUGUUAUCACUCUCUUCUACACAAUCAAAUGACUAUUCGGAUCUAAUCGGAUCCUUCUUCUUUCAUUUGCUUGUAAAACAAGAAACAUGAAGAUCAAGAUGAACACAUGGCUCAGAAAACCGGUCCUGCUAUUACUCUUCAUAACGGUCCUUGCUCCCAUUGUUCUCUACACCGAUAAACUCUCCACCUUCUCUACAUAUGAAUUUGUUCGGGAGCCUUCUACAAUUUCGUUGAAUCGAGAUGUACAAGCGCUAAAUUUGCUUCCUCAGGAGUUAUCUGUAGCACAGGAAGAACCAUCAGCUGAUGUUUAUGUUGAGAAUUUGAGUAGAUCUGUUCGUGUUUCUGAUGGUGAAAGAUUCAGGAAAACUAGACAGCUUAAUGAAGAAUCUAAGGAAAUUGCUACGGCUGAAGAAGACAACCCGAUCAGGGAAGUAACUGAAGGUGAGAACAGACUGGAAUCAGCUGAAAAUAAGGAUCAUGUGAACUUGAAGGUUGCUGAGCAUUCAAUGUUGGAAACUCAAGCUGAAACCAAACCCGAGGCUCAGAAAUCCACAAAAACCAAAAGUGAGAAACCCAAUGAACGUGUUUUGGCGGAUAGUCGUGUUCGGUAUCUCAAGGAUCAGUUGAUUAGAGCGAGAGUUUACCUUUCCCUUUCAUCAACAAGAAACAAUGCUCAGUUUAAUAGGGAACUUCGGGCACGUAUGAAGGACGUCCAAAGAGCACUCGGUGAUGCAAGCAAGGAUACAGAUCUACCAAAGAAUGCGUAUGACAAGCUGAAGGCAAUGGAUCAAACACUGGCAAAAGGAAAGCAAAUGCAGGAUGAUUGCACUGCUGUUGUAAAGAAACUACGCGCAAUUAUUCACUCAACUGAAGAACAACUGCGUGUCCAUCAGAAACAGGCCUUGUUUUUGACUCAUUUAACUGCCAAAACCGUUCCUAAGGGUCUUCAUUGUCUUCCGUUACGCCUUUCCACCGAAUAUUACUCCUUAAAUUCUUCUGCACAACAAUUCCCAAAUCAAGAAAAGCUAGAUGAUCCCAAGCUGUUCCACUAUGCGUUAUUUUCAGAUAACGUAUUAGCUACAGCAGUGGUGGUGAAUUCUACCGUUACCAAUGCCAAGGAUCCUUGGAAACACGUGUUCCACAUAGUGACCGACAGGCUGAAUUACGCUGCAAUGAGGAUGUGGUUUCUCACAAAUCCACCCGGGAAAGCUACAAUACAAGUUCAAAACAUUGACGAAUUCACAUGGUUAAACGCAAGUUACAGCCCAGUUCUCAAACAAUUGGCUUCUCAGAACAUGAUUGACUAUUAUUUCAAAACACAUAAGGCGGUCGAGUCUGAUUCAAAUCUAAAGUUCCGCAACCCAAAGUAUCUGUCAAUGAUGAAUCAUCUUCGGUUUUACCUCCCAGAGAUUUUUCCGAAGCUGAGUAAAGUGGUGUUCUUGGAUGAUGAUAUAGUGGUUCAAAAGGAUUUAAGUGGUCUAUGGUCUGUUGAUCUCAAAGGCAAGGUGAUUGGUGCGGUUGAGACGUGUGGGGAAAACUUCCAUAGGUUUGAUCGGUACCUAAACUUCUCGAAUCCGAUUAUAGCGAAAAAUUUUGACCCACGAGCUUGUGGAUGGGCGUACGGAAUGAAUGUAUUUGAUUUGGAUGAAUGGAAGAAACAAAACAUUACAGAUGUUUACCAUUCGUGGCAAAACUUGAAUCAUGAGAGACAACUGUGGAAGCUGGGGACAUUACCGCCGGGUUUGAUUACCUUCUGGAAACGCGUAUACCCGCUAGAGAGGUCAUGGCAUGUACUCGGGCUUGGGUAUAACCCAAGUGUGAGUCAGAAGGAGAUCGAAAGAGCAGCAGUUAUUCACUUCAACGGGAAUUUGAAACCGUGGCUUGAGAUAGGGAUACCUAAGUUCCGAGGGUAUUGGAGCAAGUUUGUGGACUAUGAUCAGGCGUACCUGCGGGAUUGCAAUAUGAGCCCGUGAGACCAGACAAAGAAGCCGAUCGGGUCAGUAAGUAGUAUAUAUUCUUUUAUUGGUUGGAGCGUUGAUGGUUAGUUUCUUCGUGCAUCGCCUCGGCCCUCGUUUUGUUGUAAAGGAGCAAGUGAUUCUUAUUUAUGCUAAGAAAAUUGGUGUUUGUUGUAUCCUUCAAACUUGUUUUUGGGUUUGAGUUGUUUUGGUAGAACCCAGAAACAGGAUGAUAUGCGUUUUGUAUUUCUGUAUACUAUUUACAUACAUUUGUAGCGAUACGCCUCAUAGAAAUGAACAUAUGUGAAUCUUUCAUUCGUUUAAA